ACCAGAAAUGGGUCGUCGACGAUCGACCAGAGAUGAUGAUGGACCAGAAAUGGGUCGUCGACGAUCGACCAGAAAUGAUGAUGUACCAGAAAUGGGUCGUCGACGAUCGACCAGGGAUAAUGACGUACCAGAAAUGGGUCGUCGACGAUCGACUAGAGAUGAUGACGUACCAGAAAUGGGUCGUCGACGAUCGACCAGAGAUGAUGAUGGACCAGAAAUGGGUCGUCGACGAUCGACCAGAAAUGAUGAUGUACCAGAAAUGGGUCGUCGACGAUCGACCAGGGAUGAUGAUGUACCAGAAAUGGGUCGUCGACGAUCAACCAGGGAGGAUGACAUAACAGAUUUAGGUCGUCGACGAUCGACCAGGGAGGAUGCACCCUAUAUGGAUCUUCAAGGGUUGAACACAGAAGACAUACCAAACAUGGAACGUCGGCCAUCAAUAAAAAAGAAAAUCCAGGAGAUGGAACACCGCAAGUCUAUGAGUGAGGACAUGGCAGCGUUGGAGCAUCACUUGUCAACCAACGAGAACAAUGGAAAUAUGGAGUACAGAGAGGCUCUAGACGCUGACGAUGAGAUGAUACCGGAGCAAAUGGCAGUGCCAAAGAUUCAGGUUCAUAGUUUCAGUGACUUAGUAGAUGAAAAUUCUGAAGACGCUGCAGACUUGGAUGAGAGGUCUCUGAAGUUAGCGGAGCCGUAUCUUAAAUACCGCAAGUCAAUCUCAGAACUGGAACCAUACCUUCAGUUCCAGGAUGAAGUCAGUAAACUGACACCAGAAAUCCAAGCACAAUGGUCAACAACUGAGGCAGAAACUCGUGGAUCACUAGACAUACAAGGCCACAGUUCGGGCAGCAAUUGUCCAUCAGACGACGAAAAUGACGAACCCAACAAUGAGAAUAGACCUGAUGUAGCGGAUGGUCUGCAGGCUCACAUGACAAGUAUUCUGUCUAUGUCAGAUACAGAACCCAAAGAAUCAGACAACAUCCAGUCCUCUUGGUCACUCACAGGAUCGCGUGACUCAAUCAAUGGAAAAAAGUCUCAACAAACUAGAGAUUCAGAAAGCGAGGCAGCUGACCCUGCGAGCUCAGGAAGUGAGGGAGAAUCGGACUUGGACGUAAACUGGAAAUUAGGUGAGCCUGUGCCGAAUCUGGAAUAUCGUAGAUCAAUCAGUGAUAUAGUACGGGGUGGUGGAUCAAGUGGCGAAUCAGAACCGGAGCUCAUGAAUUACCGGGAGACUGGUGAGGGGGAGGAGGAGCCUCAACAUCCAGAUAGUCGUCGCUCCAGCGGAGAGCAUGAACCAACCCCUGGCGAUGAACCACGCAAGUCGAUUGGCAUAGAGAUGCUCGACUCCUUGGUUCACCAGCAGAGUAGCGAGCCAAUACCUGCCCACAAGUCCCCGAUACCACCUGACUCCCAAGAAGAUGACGCUCAGUGGAGUAUGAAUGAAACACCAGUGAUUUCAGCGGCAGACAUGGGUGUUCGCUCACCAAGAGGUUCAACGGCAGGUUUGGACACUCGUUCACCAAGAGGUUCAACGGCAGGUUUGGACACUCGUUCACCAAGAGGGUCAACGGCAGGUUUGGACACUCGUUCACCAAGAGAGUCAACGGCAGGUUUGGAGUCCGGUUCACCAAGAGGUUCAAUUGCAGAUUUGGAGGCUCCAUCUCCCAGGGAAUCAGCGACAUUCUUGGAGACGGGUGAGACAGAGUUAGCAGUGAGUGAGGAGCCACGGCGGAAGUCAAUCAGUAUGACGGUGAUGGACUUCUUGACUAGCAGGUUCAGCGGGGUUCAGGAGGCACAAGACUCACCCGCACCACAGGCAGAGGUUCAGGAUAGUUGCAGCGAAGUCUGUGGCCUAACUGAGGGUUCAGCAAGUGAUCAGGAGGUUCAUUCACCUAGAGGUUCAACGGCAGGUUUGGACACUCGUUCACCAAGAGGUUCAACGGCAGGUUUGGACACUCGUUCACCAAGAGGGUCAACAGCAGGUUUGGACACUCGUUCACCAAGAGGUUCAACGGCAGGUUUGGACACUCGUUCACCAAGAGGGUCAACGGCAGGUUUGGACACUCGUUCACCAAGAGGUUCAACGGCAGGUUUGGACACUCGUUCACCAAGAGGGUCAACGGCAGGUUUGGAAUCUGGUUCACCAAGAGGUUCAACAGCAGGUUUGGACACUCGUUCACCAAGAGGUUCAACGGCAGGUUCGGAAGAUCAAUCACCCGGAGAUACAACAGCACUUUCGGAGAGUCACUGGCCUCCAAGGGGUUCAAAUGAUAUGGAAGAUCGUAGGUCUUCUAGAGAUUCAGUAGAUGAAGAUCACAAGUCACGUAAAAGUUCAGUUGGUGCCCUGGAAGGUCGUAUUUCACCAAGAGGUUCAGUUGGUGCUCUAGAGGGUCGUAUUUCACCAAGAGGAUCAGUUGGUACCCUGGAAGGUCGUAUUUCACCAAGAGGUUCAGUUGGUGUUCUAGAGGGUCGUAUUUCACCAAGAGGUUCAGUUGGUGCCCUGGAAGGUCGUAUUUCACCAAGAGGUUCAGUUGGUGCUCUAGAGGGUCGUAUUUCACCAAGAGGUUCAGUUGGUGCCCUGGAGGGUCGUAUUUUACCAGGAGGUUCAGUUGGUGCCCUGGAGGGUCGUAUUUCACCAAGAGGUUCAGUUGGUGCCCUGGAGGGUCGUAUUUCACCAGGAGGUUCAGUUGGUGCCCUGGAGGGUCGUAUUUCACCAAGAGGUUCAGUUGGUGAUGUUAAGAGUCACAGGUCGCCCAGAGGUUCAACAGCAGGCCUGGAUGAUACUAAAACAUACAGAAAAACAAUCCCAGUAAUGAACUAUCCCGGUGAGGAAGACACAGACUGGGCAGCGGAGUCCCAGACAAAGAAUCAUAAGUCUGUCGGUGAUGCGGUUCCUGGGUUCCAAGGUCUCAGGUCUUUCCUUGAAACUGCCCAAAAUGGAAAGUCCAACAAUGAACUCUUUCCAGUGGUGACUAAUGAGCCCCGUAAGUCAAUUGGGAUGGAAAUGUUCAAUUAUCUGGUGCGUCGGUUCAGCAAUGUCGAACCAGGACAAGACUUCGAGCCCGAACGACCCUUGGAACGGGAUGCUCAGAAAUCUCCGAGAGCCUCCUUUGAUGCCAAAGAUAACCGAAGCUCAUGCAGAGGUUCAACAAGUGACCUAGAUGCCAACAGGUCACCCAGAGGUUCAAGAAGUGACCUAGACAACAACAGGUCACCUAGAGGUUCAAGGACUGACCUAGAUGCCAAUAGGUCACCCAGAGGUUCAAGGACUGACCUAGAUGCCAACAGGUCACCCAGAGGUUCAAGAAGUGACUUAAAUGACCGACACUCAUCAGAAAAAAUAGUCGACAAUAUUUCUUCUAAUGAGGAGGAAUUGCUCGACUCUGUUGAUGACUCGGGAUCGGAUUUGGAAACAAGCUGGACAGUGAAUAAAGAGGAUUCAGAUAGCAAGUCGCUAUCAAGGUAUCCUGAAAAUCGGUCGGAAAUCCAAAAAUAUUCACCGGUGAAUGAAAUGGCUAGUAUCUACUCUUCACGACGAGGGUCUAUGAAGAAGAGGGAAAUCACAGAAUACUACCAAAUGGAUAUCGAGACAGGAGACUUGUAUUACUAUGAGGCGCCAGACUUGUUUACAUCCCUAUUCCACCACAUCAUGACCAUCUUGUGCCUACCUGACCUAGAUAUGGUAGAGUACGAGCUCCCUCUCCCAUCAGAGGACGACCUUGGGAAUCCCGGGAUGAUGGAGGAUCCUUCAGAGCUUCAGAUUUUAGGUGAAAAAUUGAUGCAGUGUGUGAAACGCUUGGACGGGUCGGAGGGCUGGACCACCAUGGACAAUAUACAGAAAGACAAGAUUAAGAAAAAAUUGGAGAGAUGCCCACCUCCAUAUGAGCCCCAUGAAGCUUUACUCUCACCCACCUCACCGCCAACUCCAGCACUGUCAUCACCAUAACUCCUGCCACCAUCAUCAUCAAGCACCACCACAUGCCUUCAUCUCCACUGACGUCAUCACCUCAUCACCAUUUGUGGUAAUUGUCUAGAAAAAAAUCACGCUCAUUUUACUCAUUGCCCUUGUUGCCUAUCUUUUUUUAACAUAUCUGAGAGCUUAAGUGUUGUUCUGCUCAUGAAAUUGCAUAAAAUAAUCUGUCAUGAUUUUUAACAAUUCAUUGUCUAGGAAAGUAAUGAACCUUGCUUUCUGGUUUCGAUCAGUUUAAAGUGAUAUACAGUAAUUUUUUUUUUCAAGACAACUGAGAUAUCAAACAUUGGAUUUGGAAAUUGUCAUGGAUUUGUUAUCCACAUGUGUACAGGGUCCCUCUGAUCUAAAUAAAAUCCUCUGGUGUUAAGGAACAUGGAGCAUUGGAGCACCAGCAACAUGUACUGGUAUGCCAUUGCCAACUGGCACUUUGUCUCCUCCAGUGAAUCAAAACACACAAAAACUGACCUGAGUCUGACCUUAGCAGGAAAUACUGUUGUGUGUUAAUAUGUAUGUUUUUGGUCUCGCUUAAUAACCUAAUCUUGUUAAAAUUAGCCAGAGUUCCCUGAAGAUCUGAUUUACUUCGCGGGAGGGUGUGCUGAGCUGCAUAUAAAGAAAGAAAAUUAGCUGUAGUGCACAGUACACUUCGUCACUAGUGUUAAAACUGCUAAUAACUAAAAGUCUCCGUAGUGCAUGCGUUAGCCCAACUUCAACUCGUUCCAUUUCUAUUUUCCAAAUAUAAAAAAGUACAAACGAGAGUUAAGAUUUCGUAUAGGAAGAUAGAGCAAAAAAAUAUAUAUAUAAAUAUUUUAUUCUAAUGCAAUUUUUGUCAGAAAUGUAUAGUUUUGGAGUUGUUUCAAUUACUGUUUAAACUUAUGAAAAUUUGUACAACUUUGGCAGUUCUCCAGUUGGCUGGGGUGCAUUUAUUGUUUACUUCUUCACAUGAUCAGCCUCCACCAUUAGUUAAACAAGGUAAGGUCAGACUAGGUAAAUUUAGGACAGGUUAGGUCAAGUUCCCUUUGGUUUGAUGGUUCAAUAUUUUUUCGUGUUUUUACCCCACAAUUCCCCUCGACAUCAAAGCCCUGUCCUCUUUGUACAUUCAUUAUCAUUGGUAGUGGGUCAUAUCUCCAUAAAUAUUAAUUUCUGCCCCAAAAAAUGGUUCACGUUCCUUUAAAUCACCAUCGUUUACAUGAGAAAAAAAAAUUUUGUUAGCGAUCCCAUUCGUGUCUCCUACCAAAUUUUUACCCAAAAUAGCUUCAAACAUAUGUAAAAAUAUUGAAAGAAAAACCACUAACUUUUCUUAAUGUUUUCUAUAAUCUAAUAUAAUGAGGAAAAAAUGUGGGCUAUGUAAAGGAUAUUGCUAGAGAGGAGUCGGGUGACCCAUGGGGAGAGCAAAAGGACAUGAUUUUACAAAAGAUAGAAAUUACCCCAUAAAUAAGUAUUGAAUCAUGACCGAGAUCGUUACGCGAUGGACCUCUCUUAUAAGGUAUGUAAAAUAAACAAUAUAUUCAUGAAAAACAAUGGGCGUGUCAUAGGCAAUUAUCUCAUCAGCUUUUGCCACCAUCACACCACAGUUACAACAGCUAUCAUCAAUACGGUCCUUCCCUUCCUCAUCAGUGUCACAACUACAUCCCCUCCACUAAUAUGACUACUAUCAUCACCACAAUUAUCAACAUUCUCACAAUUAACACCAUUAUCACUACCAUCACCACCACCUUGACGUGCG
Molecule: messenger RNA, 5693 nt
Organism: Homarus americanus (American lobster)
Lineage: Eukaryota; Metazoa; Arthropoda; Malacostraca; Decapoda; Nephropidae
Exons: 6
Coding region: 8-3946 (1312 amino acids)
Biological process (GO): triglyceride catabolic process; lipid homeostasis
Cellular component (GO): membrane; lipid droplet; cytoplasm
Molecular function (GO): triacylglycerol lipase activity
Source: RefSeq, a predicted model, not a curated record